Mesorhabditis belari is the source of this 1287-nucleotide messenger RNA. The record is from the annotation of a GenBank genome assembly. Lineage: Eukaryota; Metazoa; Nematoda; Chromadorea; Rhabditida; Rhabditidae.
AUGGAUUUGAACACGUAUUGGGCGCUGGCACAAAGUGGACUCUUGCAACAACAGAUUGAAAAACAACAGACAGCUCAGAAAAUGCCCAGCCCUCUACCGACUCCGCAAUUGACCCCACAGCUCUACGCUCAAAUGCUCUACCAGCAGCUAAUCUAUCAACAAUUUCAACAACAGCAACAGCAAGCCGCUCUCAGCGCUCAGCCGAAAGAUUUGAGCCCAGGGUUCCCGUUGUUGAGUCUUAACCUACUCUCAACGCCGUCUACGUCGAUUUCCCCGGCCGGCGCAUCAACUUCGACCCAGAACAACAACCACCUGCCGAUCAUUCAAAAACCGAUCCCCAUCAAAGCCACGUCACCAAUUCUGCAACUCACCCUGGCCCACGUCAAAGAGGAGACCAGCCAGCUGCCGGCAUUCACCCCCGAGGCAACCCCAUCACCGGUGGAAGAAACAAGUCGCCCCUCACCGCCAGCGUCAACCUCGUCGGCUCGACACAGUCAAGAGGAUGAGGAAGACGAUGAAGAGAUGUAUAUCGACGUUGAGGACAUCGAGGACAAGGAAAGUGGAAAGAACAAGCGAAAAGCGCAUAUCGAAUUCUAUCGAAAAGUCAAAGCGCUCAGACACAGAAACGAGAAGCGUUUGCAGUGCGCGAAAUGCGACGAGCUGGUGAUCAACAACGACGCGACUGUCACCGAGCACGUGCAAGCUCACGCGCAUCCCGUUUCGUUUAGAUGUCUCGUUUGCGGCUGGGAGGCCUCGGUGCGCACCUCGAUGUACGCCCAUAUGAACGAAAAGCACCCGAAAAAGAGGCUCGAAGUCGCACCGCCGAAAAAAGCAACUCCUCCAAAUGAAAUUAUUCGCGAAAAAUUUGCGAUCCCCUGCAAACAGCCGACCUCGUUCUCGGAUCGACGCGACAUGACAAAGUUGUGCGCAAUGAUUGGAGAGUGUUUCCCAAAAGCCGGCCCGAAAAUCGUGCGCCAAUCGUUAGCCGGAUAUGUCGAUCAACUAGUCAAAGAGUUCUCAUCUCGUGGCAUCGACAAGGCCAAGUGCAAACUCUGCGAAAAAUGGAUCCCCGUCGACAAAGCGAUUAUUACCAAGCACAUCCACUCUCAUCCGGCAUACAGAUGCAAAACGUGCAGAUUCACUUCGACGACAUCGGAGGAGCAAACCGAGCACCUUCUACGGCAGCACAACAUUUCCGAUCCGAAACUCUCGAUUCAUUUCAAUCAGUGCACCGCGGCGGAGGCGUUGAGCAAGACGUUUCAACGGAGUUUCGGCGACCUUUUACCG